Tripterygium wilfordii is the source of this 1011-nucleotide messenger RNA. RefSeq names its product photosystem II core complex proteins psbY, chloroplastic-like. Lineage: Eukaryota; Viridiplantae; Streptophyta; Magnoliopsida; Celastrales; Celastraceae. Bases 238 to 819 code for a protein of 193 amino acids. The transcript has a single exon. Gene Ontology annotation, biological process: cell redox homeostasis; photosynthesis. Gene Ontology annotation, molecular function: manganese ion binding. Gene Ontology annotation, cellular component: chloroplast thylakoid; membrane; photosystem II. The record is from RefSeq and is a predicted model, not a curated record.
CUAACCAUAGAGUCGAGUUACAACUUGCAAGUGGGUUAUGGAAUUUGAGGUCCAUGUCUCACCAUUUUCACUCUCUGGAUAAUCCAGAGAACAAUCCAGUGAACAAAUGGAAUUUCCAUUGGAUCAAAAUUCUCUGACUUGGCUUCAAUCCACUCUCCAAUUACCUCUAUCACUCACACAAGACCCUUGAAGCCUCGUCAGAAGAAACUUCUAAGCUUCCAAAACUAACAGUCAUCGAUGGCAGCAACAAUGGCAAUCCUGCACGCAAAGUGUUCGACGAUUUGCUCUUCCAACAACAGCUCCAACAACAGCAACCCCACCAAGCCAUUCUCAAAACCCACUUCCAUUCUAUCCCUUCAAAACCUCCCAAAAGGCCUAGCCAUCUCAAAAUCAACUGAUCUGCUCCCAUCAUCUUCUUCCCUUGCUGGAGUAAUCUUUUCCGGCUUGAGCUCAUGUGAUGCGGCCUUUGCAGCCCAACAAAUCUCCGAGAUUGCUGAAGCAGACAACCGUGGGAUUUCUCUGUUGCUCCCAAUAAUUCCUGCGAUUGCUUGGGUUCUGUUCAAUAUUCUUCAACCAGCACUGAAUCAGAUCAACCGCAUGAGAAGCACGAACGAGUUUAUAAUUGGGCUUGGGCUUUGUGGUUUGGCUGGUUUGACACCAGAUGCAUCUGCUAGUGAAAUUGCUAUGAUUGCCGAUGGUGCCACCAAUGACAACAGAGGUCAGCUACUGCUUUUGGUUGUUGCUCCUGCUAUUCUGUGGGUUUUGUACAACAUUCUACAGCCUGCUUUGAACCAGAUCAACAGGAUGAGGUCUAAGUGACUUGAAAACAAAAACCCUUCUUAUGACAAUGAACAAAUGAAGCCUCUUCUGCUCUUUUUUGGUCUAUUGUGAUAUUUAUGUAUUUCAAUGCAAUAGGCUAAUUUCACCAGGCAGCUUUGUUGUUUGUUUGAAUUAGCAUUUUGUAUGUAGUCUGAAGUUCUAUAAAAAAAGAUGUCUGACGAUUGAGACAAA